Molecule: messenger RNA, 2576 nt
Organism: Aspergillus fijiensis CBS 313.89
Lineage: Eukaryota; Fungi; Ascomycota; Eurotiomycetes; Eurotiales; Aspergillaceae
Exons: 2
Coding region: 125-2452 (775 amino acids)
Biological process (GO): regulation of DNA-templated transcription
Molecular function (GO): DNA-binding transcription factor activity, RNA polymerase II-specific; zinc ion binding
Source: RefSeq, a predicted model, not a curated record
CGGGGAGUGUAGGGUGUGGAUAAAACAUCAUAUAAAGGAGUACACGUCUCCUGGCCCAAGCAUUGAUCUCAGAUCUUUCUCUCGUCGCUCACCAGAACGAACUCGUACCCUCACGACAGCCAACAUGUUCAUCCCCAGCGUCCACGCCGAAACCGACACGGAGGCCCUCCUCCAAUUCAUCCACGAGAAUCCGCUCGGCCUCCUCAUCACCGGCAUCCCCUCAUCGGUGCACGACUUCCUGCAAUGCACCCACGUCCCCUUCGUCCUCGACCCGCCAUCCCAGAACGAACCCGCCCGCCUCCGCGCGCACAUCGCCAAGCAGAACCCGCAAGUCAAGGCGCUCCUCGAAACCGCCACAAAGGACACCGACACCAACAACAGUGCCCUGGAGAUCCUCACCCACGCCCAAGAAGUCCUCGUCGUCUUCACAGGCAGCCACCACCACUACGUGACCCCGAAAUUCUACACCCAGACCAAACCGGACACCGGCAAGGUCGUGCCCACCUGGAACUACGCCGCCGUGCAGGUUUACGGAAAGCUCUCGGUGUACUACGACUCCCGGCGCGCGGACACGGGCGCGUUCCUGGCGAAGCAGAUGCGGGAUCUGUCGGAGCGGUGCGAGCGGGGCAUCAUGGGCUUUACCGGGGAAGGGGGCCGGGCGGGGCCGUGGACGGUCGAGGAUGCGCCCGAGCGGUAUAUUGAGCUCAUGCAGCGGAAUAUCGUCGGGGUGGAGAUUGAGAUCUGCAAAGUGGAGGGGAAGGUGAAGAUGAGUCAGGAGAUGCGGAAGGGGGAUCGCGAGGGGGUGGUCCGGGGGUUUGCGGAGUUGGGGGGCGAGACGGGCAAGGCGGUCUCGGAGUUGUGUGAUGAGGAGAAGCCAGCAUGUGGGACCUGCGUACGAUUGGGGAAGGAAUGUGAAUAUUUGAAACCCGGACUCAAAUUCCAGAUUGUGACCGGCCAGAGUUCGAGAUCCCCGUCCGAGGAUGGAGCCCCGUCCAAUGCGACAGCACAAGAGCUGGCUGGCGACCAGGCGUCCAGCAUUCAAAACGAGCAGAGGCUCCGGAUCGGAACCAACAGUCUGGUCAGAUCCCUGCAGACGACGGAGCGGGACGUCUUCUACACCACCUAUUGGGAGGAUCGCUGUCUACCAGCCUUACACCCCGUCUUCCACUCUACCACACUCCUGAUCCCCGACAUGCCGAUCAUCAGAGACGCGGUGCUGGCUCUGUCAUCCUGCAAUAUCAGCCGUCUUCGCGGCGAGCGCAAAGUAUCAGCGACAGCAUUGAUGGGCCCGUGGAGUCCGAGCCUAACCCACCAGACCGCGAGUCAUCUGUAUUACUCCUCCGCGAUCAGGAGACUCGCCGCCCUGACGUUGGCCGAUUUUCAUCACAAUAACACAGUCAUUCUCACGACGCUGGUAUUGUUCGCGCACCUCGAAUCAGCCAUGGGUAACUUCAAGGGCUUCUGCUGCCACGUGCAGGGGAUCAUGAAUCUCCUGGAGUGGCGACAGGGCGUCGCAGACCCAACCAUCAGAUCGCUCCUCACCUCGUGGAUGCAAAUCCGGUAUGUGGUCUGGUGGGCGCGCGCCUACUUCAGCUCGGUGGAGAUUCAUCAGCAAUUGCCAUCCAUCCCGUUGCCCGUCUCGCUGGUCAAGGAUUCACCACGCACCCAGCACGGGCGCCGGGUCCUGGCGUUGAGCAUCAUGUGCGAGUCCCAUCGCCUGAACUUCAACGCUGUGUUUCAGUAUUCCCGGGAUCAGAUAAACCCACGGAGAGCCGAGGAAGAUCCAGCGACGUGCAUCUCGCGUCUCCGCCAACAGGCUGCCACACUAGACGAGUGGCUCGCGCACCUCCCGCCCGCUGAGCAGCCCAUCUACGGCCCCAUUGACCCGACAGGCAACCCGACCAUCCACUUCUCCUCUCAUGAUGCAGCACUGAACUACGCAUACCACGUCGUAGCGCGCAUCAUGCAAUGCAGUAGUUUUCUCGCCCUCCUGCAGAACCCGCACUCAACCUUCCUUGACCACGAGCCCCACGAGGAAGAUAUGUGGGUCCAGACUCUCGUCCGCAUCGCCCAAGGGACUGACAUGCAGACCUCCCUCACGCGCAACAGCUACACCAUCGGAUUCACAGGCCUGCUGCUGGCGGGUAUCCUACGGUGUCGGAGUCUGUCGACCGGGUUGGAGAUCGAGCAAUGGUUGCAGAGGCUACUGGAUCUGCAGCCGACCGAGGAAGGCGCGUUCCCUGUGUACCAGACCCUCAGCGUGGUGCAAGCGAUCAACCGGCAGAGGGCGGUCGGGCGGGAUGUGUUUGCCGUGACGCAGCCGGUGGACGAUGGCGGAGGGUUGCCCAAGGUCACGGCGUAUAAUAGUCAGUCGAUCAGCUGUCUUGUCUUCCAUGGGUAUUGUCGACGGAUGGGGGUUGUUUUUGAGGAGUGUGUCGUUUUGGGGGGGUAGGUUUUAUUAGGUAUUGUGUCCUGAUGCCUCGUUGCCUGAGGCGUGCGUCGGCGAACGUGUAGUUCAACUUUAGGUGCCCCGUUGCAGUCAAAAUGGUCAAUCACAAAAAGCCAUGUUCAAAAUC